Molecule: messenger RNA, 1332 nt
Organism: Triticum turgidum subsp. durum (durum wheat)
Lineage: Eukaryota; Viridiplantae; Streptophyta; Magnoliopsida; Poales; Poaceae
Source: the annotation of a GenBank genome assembly
AUGGAUGCGAGCUUUUUUCCGGGCUGGUUCUCACAAGGUGUCAAAGAUCUUCAUAUUCAAGCCCUGGCUUUGCAUGUGAGAUGGGAAUGGUUGCAUAGAUCCGACCAACUUAGACCUUGGCAGGGGCUGCCACCGCUCAAUAAUGACAAGGCGAGACAAGUGUUCGACGGUCUGGUCCGCAUCUUUAUUGGAGAUGGGAGAUAUGUGCUCUUCUGGAGAGAUCGAUGGAUCAAUGGCAUAGGCAUCGUAGAUUUUGCUCCUCUUGUGUUGGAGAAGUUUUGCAAGAAUGCUGAUAUGAUAUCAUAUUUUGCUAAACAGGAGAAUUAUGUUUCAGUGAUACUAAUGACUGCUCAACAUUUUAAGUCUUGUGGUGGAAAUGUGUCUGUUCCACUAUGGGAGAAGAAAUUUUGCAUUGAUGCUUGUUCUAUACCCUGGGGUAAGCUAUGUGAGGCCAAGAAACUGAUGUCAUUGUACACGAAUAUUGUUGACUGGGAUGAUUCAGGUGCAUUCGAGGCUUUCAAAGAUGCCAAGGACCGUUUCUGUGCUGCAUAUCAUGGUCAACCUUGUUACAUCCCAUUGCCUGACCCAGACAUGUACAUUGAUGUGGUCAACCCAGAUGAAUAUAUCGAUCCUGAGUUGGUUGCUGAUCUGGAGAGGUCACGGCGCCGUGCUCCUAGAAGGGACAACACCGCCCCAGAUUGCUGGGACUCCUUCAUUUUUGCAGACAAGCCAGUUCCAGCCACGGGAUGGGGUGAUGGGGACACAACCAACACUAUCGGUCAGCAAUGCUCUGUGAACUGGGAUAAUCAUGUGGAACAACAGCUCCUUGAAGCAAAUUGCAAGCAAAGCUCGGGGAACUGGGACAGUUAUGUCAGUCAGCCUGCUGAAACAUUUGUUCAGCAAAGCUCAGGAAACUGGGACACUUAUGUGGAACAGCAAGGUCAGACAAGCGGCUGGGCGGCGCCGAUCAUGCCCUGCACAUCCAAUUGGGGCAUGAAUAGUGGUGACCCAUGGAACCAUGACUAUGGCUGGGGCUCCCCAGCUAUUCAGACAGAUUCAUGGGGCGACCAGAAAGAUAGCUACUGUGUGUCUGACAACCAGGCUCAGGGCAGCUCAGACGGGCACUGGAGACGGCGAAACAGCCAGUCGGGCAGGCGGAACAGCAGGAACAGAGACCGAGGGGGUCCCAUCAGCUCAAAGGCCAUGAAAUCCAAGUACCAGGCCGACGAGCAUGGCGGCGCGAAUAAUGGCUGGAGGCACUGCCGAGUGAGAGAUGGCAUGCAGUACUCUUAUGAGCAGCCUGGUUAUUCCAACCAGUCACUGGCAAUGUGA